Ciona intestinalis (vase tunicate) is the source of this 2466-nucleotide messenger RNA. The record is from RefSeq and is a predicted model, not a curated record. NCBI's taxonomy places the organism in Eukaryota, Metazoa, Chordata, Ascidiacea, Phlebobranchia, Cionidae.
UCUGUUUCCCGAAUCAUAUCUAAACAAAUUUACAAAGAGAAUAAGAAAUAAAACUAGUUAUAAAGAUAUUUUACAUAUCAAUGUUCGUUAUACGUUAAAUCAUGUCGAAAACGUUUUUAAUGGAUAUAGAAACAAGACGAUCUUCAUUAAAACAUACUUCUUCCAUUGAACAAGUCUUCUGUGUUUUCAUCUUAUCCACUAUUGCUCAAAUAUUCGCCCAAAUCUACCCAACCAGUUCGCUGCCUAAAGCCGUACACCCAAAGCCUGCUGCUGUAACACACAACGAUAAAAAAGACGACGACACAAUUUGGGACGGAAAGUAUUUCAGUGACCCUCCUGCUAAAAAGUUUGGCCAUAGGAACAGAACUGUUAAUUUAAGAGACUGGCGCAUGAUAUUCAUCAUGGAAUAAAUGACUAACGCAACGCAAACAUGUCUGAUACUAAGCCUUUUAAAGCCUGGUUGGCAGAGCUGUUUUAUUCAGCCUCCACAGUGAAACCUCAAGCCUCCAGUUCAAGCCAGAAAUCUCAAGGAUUAUCUAUCCCUGCUAAGUGCUCAACGAGGCCAGUGGAUAUAAUUCAGAACUUACGUGAAAUAGGCGCGUCCCAAAGUAAAGGGAGAACAAUUGCUGCGUUCACGCGACAAAACAGCACCGGUUGUUUUGAUACUUUAUCAACUUCCACUUACCCACCUACUAAAACUGAUUUCAACAUAGACGAGAUCACGAUGGGAAAUACAUUAAAACCUGGCAUUGCUGGUCGUACAUUUGAUCCUAGAGACCCAACGGGUUUACAUUUCAACAAAAUUCUUCGAAAUUUUCACGGAAAACUCGACGAAAUGAACACUCCCUAUCAUUCCUCAUUGCCUUGUGGUUUGAACUCCAAGGUAGAAUCCCCUGGGGUUUCCCCACGGAUAUUUCAAGGCUGUGGGAAUCCCAUAGCAGUCGCAAAGUUUGUUUUUCCUGUUACUGAUUUUUCUAUUGCAGUUCCAAACGUAUCGCAAGCCACCAGCAAACCAAUGGAGCGAAGUGAGCUUGUAAUUACAACAAAUGAACCAAAUGUAAAUGUUGUUGAACCAAUUUUCGCUUGCGCUAAAGCUGUUCAAGAAAUCAACAUAAUGAGCAAAGAAUGUUUCAAGGAGGUACAAAUGCAUUCCAAGCUUGAUCCUAUUAAAGCAACACCCAGUGUCACAAAUAUUGCAACUUCCUCUGCUGCUGUUACUGAAGAAGAAACGCAAAAGAACACACCAAAACUUGUAAAGUGCAAAAACCCAUUAAUUGCGCGAAUUAUGUCAUAUGAACCAGAUUCUGAGUCUGAUUUCUCGGCGGACGAAGACUCUUCUUCCUUUGCUGAUGAAGAUUUUAGUGAAUCUUCGUUCUCAGACUCCGAUCUUGAGGAUGGGAGUGACUUGGAAGAGGAAGAUCUUGCUGACAUGUCAUCUGAUUAUUCAGAUGAAGACACAGAUUCGGACGAACAAGAUUGUCCAUGGGAACGAAUUAUUUCGUGCCGAGUCCCUUGGACUUGUAAUAGAAGUCGCACUCAAGUUACGAGUCGUAAAUCUUCGCUUUCCGAUAAUUGUUCCUCUCAAUCCUCUGAAUCAAGUGACACGCAAUGCACCAACAGCCCAGAUAUGCAAACCUCCUACGCAGCGCCGAGCGUACACGAGUUAUCCACCCAAAACAAACCCCCAACCACUGUGAAACGACCAACUUGUUCCAACUCCCAUAUUUCCUUCAUCCUCGGGUGUCCAGAGUCCGACUGUGAAGAGGAUGGAGAUGAUCUCAACCCAACCUCACCUGCAACUCCUAAUCUCUGCGAAGACGCAAACGAGCUGUGGGCGUUCUUUACCCGCUGCCACGAAAAGUUGACGGUAAACUGGACCACUUUCAAUAAAUCACAUUCCGAUCCACAAUUGUUCGAAACUCGUAAAAACAUUGAAACCAAAGAAUCCCAAACCCACCAACAACCACAAAUAAGUGAAGAUAUUUCAUAUAAAGCCCCUUCCAAGGUUCGAUUUAUGGACAAAGUUGUUGUUCAUCCAAUGGUAGCUUGGUCGUAUGCGUACAGGGAGGCACGGAAGGGUCGAUGGGACAGCGCGGCACGUGACCGGCAUCGAUUCGGCGACCGUGUACGUUGCGUGGGGGAUGCGAUAUCUUGGUGUUUCAACACCAGCCAUAGGGGGAAGAUAUACGCGACAAGAAUGACUUCAAAUUAAGAGUUUUAUAUAUUGUUAUAAUAAAUGUUGAAUUACAUUUCCUUUCUUUUCCAUUUCAAUGUUUUAUGUGAACUAAUGGUCAAAGAAUAUUUUAUCUUUUGUAACAAAAUGAAAAAAUAGAAAAAGGUAUGCAAAGAAUGGAUAUUGCUUAUUAACUCCUAUGUUGUGCUAAACAUUCGCUAUGUCGGUUUAAGGUACAGGUGUUGGUGAAACUGGAAUUAUCAUUCUUUGUGCAAUAAAAUGCAGGAAAUAUG